AUGACGGAGACGGAACUUCAAGAGCGGUUGAACGGCCUCAUCAGGGAUGCCUCGUUUGCAGAUGAGCUGUUUGUGCUCACCGGCAAACUAGGCUUUCCUAGAGAGGCGUAUAGCACUCUUGUCUCAGUUGCCAGUAAGUCGCAGGCUUUUGAGAACGCUGCGGAGAGCAACGGAUCAUUGUCGUCUGCGGGUCGCACUCAACAGCCAUCACGCAAACUCGAAGAGGCUAUACAUUUACAACAACAUGGCGGCCGGACCCCGUCGUUGCCUCUUAAGCUGCGAACAGAAUCUGUGACAGCAACGCGCAAGCCCGAGCCUAGAACGAAGCAAGAAGUCGCCCUACUCAUCCAAACCGCUUCACGUGGCCACCUGCUUCCAAAACACGAAAGCGCCUGGUACUCCUUUGGGUUUGUCUGCACUACGACUGAAGAAGACGAGCGACGACUUGCAGGUCUCUACGCCGUCCUCAUCCAGGAAACAGACAGUCCAGACAGCUUCCGCGAGCCCCAGCACACUCUAGAGACGUGUAAUCUAGCAACUCUAUUCGACACAAAGGGAUAUGGCAACUUCCGCGAACUUUCCCCCCACCUGGAAACAUUCCUCACCACGCCAGCCGAGCAGCGUCCCACGGUAUGGCGUCUGAAGCAAUUCAUCCACGAUACCAAUAACGCGAACCCACCAGCUAGCCUUCGGCGCGACUACGGCUUCAAGUACUGCAGACAAAGAGAUGAAGUCACGCGUCUUAAGGCCAUCUACAGCAAGAUGUUCGAGAAGAUGGGGGUAAUGGAGGUACAUAGUGCUUGUGUACAUGGCAGGUUAUACGAGACUGCUAAACGCGAGGGAGUGACUAUUCAGGCCAAGGAUGCAAGGCUUAUGAAGAAUGACUAUCCUUCCCCUUUUGUGGGGUUUGAGAACACGGCUGGACUUGAGAAUUAUCGGAAGCCGUUGUUUAAAAAGCAGCUGAAGACGUAG
Molecule: messenger RNA, 972 nt
Organism: Bipolaris victoriae FI3
Lineage: Eukaryota; Fungi; Ascomycota; Dothideomycetes; Pleosporales; Pleosporaceae
Exons: 1
Coding region: 1-972 (323 amino acids)
Source: RefSeq, a predicted model, not a curated record